AUUCCACCAGGGUUCUCAUCUAAAGCUUUGUCUUUUGAUUCACUCAAUUACGACUGCACGGAUCUUCGUCUAAGACAGGGCCUCACUUGCCUUUAAGCCAUCGGCUUGGACUGUACAUACCCCACAUCGAGAACCAGACGCCUGUGCAACCAUAAGAACUAAGUACCUACUCCACAACACAGCCGCCACAAUGGACUUCUCCAAGCUCCAGCGGGCAUUCAAAUCCGGCGAAAAUGGCACCCAGAUCCAAACCUCCAACCUCACCAACCUACCUUCCAAUAUACUUGAGGCCUUCAUCCCCGGAUACUCUCUUAUCUCAAAGGUAAUACUCGAUACGUUCGGCUUCGACGUCGGCAUUGUGGUCUCAGUCGGUCUGAUCGCCUUCGCGCUGCUCACUUCUAUUACGUUUCUCUGGAGCAAGGCGUCCCGCCUGUUUCAGAAAUAUUGCAUGUCCUCGGUCUUUGUGGACGACGGAGAUGAUCUGUUCGACGGGAUCAUCCAGUGGAUCGCAGAGCAGCGGAUGGCGAAGGUGUCGCGCUCUGUCAAAGCAGUCACUCGGCUGGGGACGAUCUAUGGUGACAACAAGGUGGAUGAGAGUGACGACGAGGAGGCGUUGGAUGCGAACGGUAUCUUCAAUUUCGGGAAAUGGGCGGCGAAGCUUCCUCCUAGGUACGAGCCGUACUUCGGCAGCCAUAGGUUCUGGCAUGCUGGUCGGCUGUACGUCUUUGACCGGUCGAAGCGGGAGAGGCAGCCGAGCAUCUGGUCAUCGAGCCGGGGGGACGAGGAACUCAUCGAGCUGAAGUGCAUUGGACGCUCUACGAAACCGAUUAAGGCGCUCUUGAGUUACAUUAAGACGUGGUCGCUGGAGAAAGAGAAGGCGAUGACUGUUAUCCGACGACCAGCUGGCAAGGACCGUGGACGUGGCGCUGGUUCCUGGGACCGAGUUUCCUCACGACCCUCUCGUCCGAUGGACACCGUGUCCCUUGAUCCUGACCAGAAGCGAAAAGUGGUCGAGGACAUCAACGAAUACCUCCAUCCCUCUAGCCCUCGCUGGUACGCUACUCGCGGUAUCCCCUAUCGCCGCGGCUACCUCUUCCAUGGCCCUCCAGGCACCGGCAAGACCUCUCUCUCCUUCGCCCUAGCAGGAAUUUUCGGCCUCGACAUCUUUUGCAUCUCCCUCCUCGAGCCUACUCUUACCGAGUCAGACCUGAACCGCCUCUUCAACAAUCUCCCCCGCCGCUGCAUCGUCCUCCUCGAAGACAUCGACACCGCGGGCCUGCUGCGAGAUGAGAAAUCAGAUAAGAAAGACGACGCAGCCGAUGGCGACGACCGCAAACGCGGGGGCUCGAAGACCAGCGGCCAAGACUUCAACAUGGCAGAGCUCACUAAGGCCAUCAAGACUGCUAAUCGCAAGGACAAGGGAGGCGAUGAUGCCAAGCAGGGCGUCUCGCUCUCCGGUCUACUCAACGCGAUCGACGGCGUGGCAACUCACGAGGGGAGGGUGCUAGUCAUGACAACUAAUCGCCCCGAGAAGCUGGAUAAUGCGCUCAUCCGGCCUGGACGGGUGGAUAUGCAGGUUGAGUUUACCCUCGCUACGCGCGACCAGAUCCGCGAUAUCUUCAUACGGAUGUACAGCAACGAAAACGAUAAGCCGGUCAAGAAGCAGAGUCGGUUUGGUAUUACCCUCGCUCCGACUUCGAACGGCACAUCUAAACCCUCCGCCAACGGCCUAGCCAAAACCCCCAACACCAACGGCACCACCACCCCCAAGCUCACCAACGGCUUCGCCAAUGGCGAUGCGAAGAAACCACUCACAAAUGGGUACACCCCCAGCCACUCAGCCAUGGACCAGCAUCUCGACGCAGACCUGCUACGCCGCCUGGCAGAUGACUUCGCGCGGGAGAUACCCGAGGGCACGUUCAGCCCGGCUGAGAUCCAAGGAUUCCUGCUCACGCGGAAGAAGGAGCCGCUGCGGGCGGCAGAAGAGGUGCAAGAGUGGCGGGACGCGGUGGUUGAGGCGAGGGAAAAGAAGGCGAAGGUCGUGAGUGUGCAGUAAAAGGGUG
This is a messenger RNA of Mytilinidion resinicola, 2063 nucleotides long. Its product is annotated as P-loop containing nucleoside triphosphate hydrolase protein. The record is from RefSeq and is a predicted model, not a curated record. Gene Ontology annotation, biological process: mitochondrial respiratory chain complex III assembly; protein insertion into mitochondrial inner membrane from matrix. The transcript has a single exon. NCBI's taxonomy places the organism in Eukaryota, Fungi, Ascomycota, Dothideomycetes, Mytilinidiales, Mytilinidiaceae. Bases 191 to 2056 code for a protein of 621 amino acids. Gene Ontology annotation, molecular function: ATP hydrolysis activity; ATP binding. Gene Ontology annotation, cellular component: mitochondrial inner membrane.